Helobdella robusta is the source of this 504-nucleotide messenger RNA. RefSeq lists its product as hypothetical. Bases 1 to 504 code for a protein of 167 amino acids. NCBI's taxonomy places the organism in Eukaryota, Metazoa, Annelida, Clitellata, Rhynchobdellida, Glossiphoniidae. The record is from RefSeq and is a predicted model, not a curated record. The transcript is spliced from 3 exons.
AUGAAAGGAAUUUUCUGCAAGAUGAAAAUAUUCAAACUUCUCGUUAUCAUUACUCUCCCAAUAACAAUCGGCGAUGGCUCUGACGUCUCUGACGCAUUAUCCAAUCACACAAACGAAGUAACAACGACUACUAUAGCUAAUACUAAUUGCAAUAUUCUUAGUAAUGAUACUACUACUAGCAGUAAUAGUAGUAGUAGUAGUCGCGUCAAAAGGGGUAGCGAUGCCAGUAGUGAUGACGACAACUUAACUGAACUCGGAAGUGAGAAGUUCCUAGUUUCAAAUGCAGACGAAACUUUGAACUUAGUCUCUCUUAAUAAUGACGUCAUCGUUCGUGGUGAAGCUGUCGCUACUACUACAGCUGCCACUGGUAGCAAUAGUGCUGCUACUGGUAGUAGUAAUGAUGAUAGUGGUAAUGGUAGUAGUUCCGAAGAGAUCGUGAGAGUUAAAAGAGACAGUGGAAAUAAUGCUAUUGAUGAAGAAGAAGAAGGAACAAUAAUGGAGUGA